UUUCUGAAGCUCUGGCGGCUCCGUUUGUUUGUGUUGGCGGUAGAGGCGGUUUGGUGCACAUUGUGUUUAUUUAUUGUAUAAUAAACUGUUUUUAGAGGUUUAAACUGCAGUUUUCUGUAUGAAACAGCUUCAGUAAUAAUGCCUAUUGCGUGCUCGGCGUUGGGGUGCACUAACCGCUUUAUUAAAGGCUCAGAAAUCCGCUUUUACAGAUUCCCCAUCAGCAAGCCUCAGUUAGCGGAGCAAUGGGUCCGAAGCCUAGGUAGAAAAAACUUUGUUCCAACUACAAACUCCUGCCUGUGCUCAGAGCACUUCCAGCCUGACUGUUUCAGAGACUACAACGGGAAACAGUUCCUGAGGGAAGAUGCUGUGCCCACGAUUUUUUUCUCCAAGCCUGGAGGAGAAGGUGCAAAGAUUGAAUUACGGAAGAAUAGAGGAGGAAUGGGGACAAAAGAUGAAUCUAACCGCCCUAGUGUAUUACCUGAUGGAGCAAGGAGACAAACUGCAAGAGAUGCCAGCCAGAAGGUAAAGACUGUAAAUGAUGGCUAUCGAAGACGAGGAGGCGCAAAACUUACCCCCAAUGAAAGACAAGCUCUGGCAACCAAGAGUAAAGUGUACGACGGUCAGGGCCUGCUGAUCUCCUGUGGGCGGGACUUGUGUGACUGCCUGGAUGUGGACUGCAUGGGCUGCUUCUACCCCUGCCCGGACUGCGGCUCGCGGAAGUGCGGCGUGGAGUGCCGCUGCGACAGGAAGUGGCUCUAUGAACAAGUGGAGGUGGAGGGGGGCGAGAUCAUCCGAAACAAAUAUGCAGGCUAGCAUGGGGGGGUGAUAGAGGACAGAUAUUAAGAUUAAGGUAAUUAAGGUAUUGUUCACUUGUUGGGUGCAGGGAAAGGACAGUUUAAAUCAUUGUUUUAUCCAAAAAUGUUAUUUCCACCAUUUUUCCUUUUCAUUAGAAAUAUGGUUGAUCAGUCUUUUGUCAUUGAGCUGCUUUUAGUUCAUACCCGUAUAGUUGUAUUUUUCACAUUUUAAGAGACACUUUAAAGAACUUCUAAUUUAGCAGUUCUCAUCGAUGGGUGGUGGUGGGGGGUAGCUAAUUAAGUUAAGUAAAGCUAAGCUAAGUAAACAAAACUGUAAUAAAAAAAAGACUUUCUUUUAAAGUCAAACGAAUGCUGUGUGUACAUCUACACAGAUUUUUUUCCUGAAAACUGUUUAUUUGGGUGAGUAAAGCGCUUCCAUUAAUGUACAGUAAGCUUAGAUUUCCGAAUUUCUCUGGCUGGAGCUAAGGCUGGAGCGUUAGCAUUAGCAUUAGCAUUAGCGGCUAACUGCUCCAGCAGUGCUAGCCGGGGUUUAGGGGCAGGCUACAGGCCGAUAAUACUCCCCUCUGAACAGGGAAAAAACGGCUAAUGCUAAUGCUACUCCAGUCUCUGUGCUGGAGAACUAAACUGAAACUCCUGUAUAACUUUGUACUUCAGCGAAGUGUCUUUACUUUUUCUUACAACCUGACUGGUAGAAUUCAUACAUAAGGCGUACUGACAAUUUUUGGGAAAAUUAAAGAAAUUUAAGUGCGCCUUAUAGUCCGAAAAAUAUGGUAUAUAUAUGUUUAAACUGUCACAUGCUUACCCCAAACUGAACAGUAUUUGAGUAUUGUGUGUAUACUCAACUUUCAAUUUAUCUAAACUUAAUUCAUACUCCAAAACUAAAACUGGAAUACAACAAGACCUCUCACAAUAGUUAUGUUUUCAGUUGUACAAUAAAUAGACAACAUUAAUAUUUUUUGCUCGUUUUGGUAUUGUCCAUUGUGUUUGCUUGCAUGUUUGCUUAUAUUUACCAACAUUUUAGGCCAUUAUUUAUCAAUAACUGUGCCUCCAUACACUCAGAGAGGACUGUGGCAGAUUAAUUACUGUUGUUAAUUCAAAGUUAAUUGGCAUUUACAAAGGGGUAACUGCAGGUUAUUGCACUUGUUUCUGGGACAAUAUAGAUCACCAAAAACAUACUUUUUUUUUACUUUUGUGCUGAACCGUCAGCUCCAAACCUUACCACUUAAACCUCACCCCUUAAUUACCGUCCGGAACAACCAUGUAUCUGUUUUUUUUUUUCUUAGACAUCCUUUGAAAAAAAAUUACAGGCUGAAUUACUACCUACUGUUAUUUGCUGAACUCGGUGGUCCUCCGGCAAUUUUAUUCCUGUCUGGACGCACAUCUCUGAGUCUUGUCUCCUCACGUUUAAUAAAUUAGCUAUUUGUCCUCUGCUACACACCCUACUUACACUUUAGGUGCGCGUUUCCACGGAGAUCCAUGUAAAAACACAACAGCGAGUGGAAACGGAGGAGCUACUGAACGUGAUGUCAUGUGACAGAGAAAGCCUAAAAAAAAAAAACUCAGUGGUCCUCUUGUUUUUUUUUUCCAGUUCCUGUAGUCCGGAUGCAAGAGUUUUAUCACUGAGUAGAAGUGUAAAAUAGUUUUGACGGAUGUCCCCCUGAAAAACUAAUCCCUUCCAGACAGGGAUUUUACCUCAUUUCGUCAUCUUAUAGCCAUUAUUUCUUAUUAACAGUGCCAAAACAUACCCAACAACUCUCUUUGACUGAUUAUCCUAUUUUCUUUAGUUUUCCCUGCAUUCUUGGUAUGUUUGUUCUACAUCUUUUGUAUUAAAUAUGAUGCGUUUCAGGCUUUAUUCGCUGUUCUGAAGCCCGUAACGCCUCUUCGCUGUUUAUGUUCCGCUGCUGCGCUGCUGUUAAUAGCAUGUAUCCCUUUUUUCCAAUCUGAAUCGUUUGUUCAUUAAAGGUCUUUGUGUUUUGUUACCA
Messenger RNA from Astyanax mexicanus (Mexican tetra), 2797 nucleotides. RefSeq names its product ADP-ribosylation factor-like 14 effector protein (gene arl14ep). Gene Ontology annotation, cellular component: intracellular membrane-bounded organelle. The record is from RefSeq and is a predicted model, not a curated record. The transcript has 5 exons. The coding region runs from base 139 to 813 and encodes 224 amino acids. NCBI's taxonomy places the organism in Eukaryota, Metazoa, Chordata, Actinopteri, Characiformes, Acestrorhamphidae.